Molecule: messenger RNA, 225 nt
Organism: Penicillium oxalicum
Lineage: Eukaryota; Fungi; Ascomycota; Eurotiomycetes; Eurotiales; Aspergillaceae
Product: Rpo12/RPC10 RNA polymerase subunit family protein
Exons: 2
Coding region: 1-225 (74 amino acids)
Biological process (GO): DNA-templated transcription
Cellular component (GO): RNA polymerase II, core complex; RNA polymerase I complex; RNA polymerase III complex
Molecular function (GO): DNA binding; zinc ion binding; DNA-directed RNA polymerase activity
Source: RefSeq, a predicted model, not a curated record
AUGUCUCGUGAAGCCUACCAGGUGCCCUCGAUGGGCGGCCAGAAUGCCUUUUCCAACGAGGGCGGCGGUAUGACCGUCGACAGCCCCGCGGUCACCUACAUCUGCGGUCACUGCUCGUCGCGCGUGGCUCUCCGACGCAGUGAGCAUAUUCGCUGCAAGGAGUGCGGUCAUCGUGUCCUGUACAAGGAGCGAACUAAGCGUAUGGUUCAGUUUGAAGCUCGUUAA